UUUCGCCUUUCCGGGGGUUCAACUAACAAUCCAUUCUCUCUCCCCUGCUAUAUUGCCUUGCCUUGUUUUCUCCCUCGUAUAAUCGUAUAUAUAAGCCUUCUCUGGCUAAAACAAACAAACGAAACAAGAGGCAAUUGGGAUAAUACAAAGGGACGUACUCCUUGGCUCAGUUAUCGAGGAUUAUGUGAAGGUGAGAGAAGUCGGUGAGAAGAAGAAGAAGAAGAGAAAAAAUGGUUCAGUCCAAGAGACCAAGAACAUCCUCUCACGAAAUCACGGUCAAGGAAGAGAAGUCUGAUUUCUUCGACGGAUUGCCUGACGACCUCGUUGUUUCAAUUCUCUGCAAACUCAGCUCCUCUGCUUCAUGCCCUUCCGAUUUCAUCAACAUUCUCUUAGCAUGCAAGAGAUUGAAUCGCUUGGGAUUACAUCAUACGGUCCUAUCCAAAGCCGCACCAGAUGCAUUUGCAGUCCAGCCUAAAAACUGGUCCGACGCCGCUCACCGUUUCAUAAAGAAGUGCGUCAACGCCGGCAACACCGAGGCCUGCUAUACUCUAGGAAUGAUCCGAUUUUAUUGCUUAGAAGACAGAGGAAGCGGGGCGUCGUUGAUGGCACGGGCAGCUAAGACACACGCGCAGGCGCUUUAUUCUCUCGCCGUCAUACAAUUCAACGGUAGUGGUGGCUCUAAGCGCGACAAGGAUCUCCGAGCCGGUGUCUCGUUGUGCGCACGAGCCGCCUACCUGGGUCACAUCGACGCGCUGCGCGAGCUAGGCCAUUGCCUUCAAGACGGAUACGGUGUUCGACAAAAUGUCACUGAAGGACGCCGGCUCCUCGUCGAAGCCAACGCGCGAGAGCUCGCGUCAUACAUACGCCCCUUACUGAUGAAGAAAACGCGACCACCGAGAUCGCACCAGCACCACCAUGGGUGCGUGAAGGGUUCGGGGUGUCCGUUGCUCAGUGAUUUCGGAUGUGAUUUACCGGCCCGGAAGGUACACCAAACGAACCGGUUUUUGAAGGAGUGGUUCGAGUCGGGACGCGGAGUGCUGGGCCAGGGAUUGAGACUGUGCUCGUAUGGUGGGUGCGGUAGGCCCGAGACAAGGGCUCACGAGUAUCGACGGUGCUCGGUUUGUGGCACGGUUAAUUAUUGUUCGCGUGGAUGCCAAGCACUUGAUUGGAGGAUUAAGCACAAGGUGGAAUGCGUUCCGAACGAGGAGUGGAAUGGAGAAGAGGUUGGGAAUGGUGUUGGAGGUAUGGUGGAGAUGGAGGAUGCCGAACCUGUGAUCAUGGAAUAACCGAAGCUGGGGGGGAAUUAACAAAGGCCUACAUGGCUACAUUAUUGUGCUUAAUUGGGUAUGGAAUUUAAGGAUAGGCUUUUUUUGUUGUUCUUGUUCUUUCUUUGUUUCUUGUUUUUAUUUUUUGUAUAUACCUUCUCUUCACCGCAAACCAACAAUUUUCUUUCAUUUGGGUUAUUCUGCAAGGACGUUAUUUGCUAUGCUAUAUAUUAUUUUGUUAGAAAAUCUACCCAAAUACUAGAUAUUAAUAUUGUCCACUCUGGGCUUUAGCUACAUAGCUUUGUUCUUAUGGGUUGUUGUCCAUGGUGUUUUAAGUCCCAUAAAAUACCUUUAUUUUGUGGUAUUUAAACCCAUAAAAGAUAUUGAUUGCGUGAGAGA
Messenger RNA from Tripterygium wilfordii, 1664 nucleotides. RefSeq names its product F-box protein At1g67340-like. The transcript has 3 exons. NCBI's taxonomy places the organism in Eukaryota, Viridiplantae, Streptophyta, Magnoliopsida, Celastrales, Celastraceae. Gene Ontology annotation, molecular function: protein binding. The coding region runs from base 231 to 1286 and encodes 351 amino acids. The record is from RefSeq and is a predicted model, not a curated record.